Plasmodium berghei ANKA is the source of this 720-nucleotide messenger RNA. RefSeq names its product nuclear cap-binding protein subunit 2, putative. Lineage: Eukaryota; Apicomplexa; Aconoidasida; Haemosporida; Plasmodiidae. The coding region runs from base 1 to 720 and encodes 239 amino acids. Gene Ontology annotation, biological process: mRNA cis splicing, via spliceosome. Gene Ontology annotation, cellular component: nuclear cap binding complex. The record is from RefSeq and is a predicted model, not a curated record. The transcript has 2 exons. Gene Ontology annotation, molecular function: RNA cap binding.
AUGUCACAUUUAUAUGAGCAAGUAUAUAAAAAAAGAAAAUACUAUGAUAGGGCAUUAUGUAAUGAUUAUGAAGAUUGGUUAAAUAAAAUACAAUAUUCUAAAACUGUUUACAUCGGGAACUUAUCCAUUUAUACAACAGAGCAGCAAAUAUACGAGCAUAUGAAUAAAGCUGGAGACGUCGAAAACAUAAUAAUGGGAUUGCAUAGAACUGAAAAAUCGCCCUGUGGUUUUUGUUUUGUAGUAUAUAAAAAAAAAGAAGGAGCAACACAAUCUGUUAACUUUCUUAACAAUUCAAUAUUAGAUGGGAGGAUAAUAAGAGUAGAUGAGGAUUUAGGAGUAAUAGGGAAACGAAAAUAUGGACGAGGUAAAACGGGUGUUCAAAAAAGAGAUGAAAGAAAUAAACAUUUUGAUGAAGAUAGACCAGUAGUACUUGAUAACUUAGCACAACAUUUAAUUACAAAAAAAAGAAAAAUUAAUAAUAAUAGUUAUCAUUAUUCAAAUGUGUACAAUAUAUAUCAUCCAUAUGAAAGAAAUGUCAAACCAAGAAUUUUAACAAAUAAUAAUUUUUAUCCAAAUAAUUAUCAAAAUUCCAAAUCUGUAAAUUUAAAACCUGUUGUAACAUUAUACCCAAAUGUUCAACACUUAAUGACAUACAAUAGAAAUAAAAACAACAAUCCAUAUAAUUAUAAUUAUAAAAAAGAUAGAAAACCCAACAUGUGA